Molecule: messenger RNA, 393 nt
Organism: Exophiala oligosperma
Lineage: Eukaryota; Fungi; Ascomycota; Eurotiomycetes; Chaetothyriales; Herpotrichiellaceae
Exons: 3
Coding region: 1-393 (130 amino acids)
Source: RefSeq, a predicted model, not a curated record
AUGUCGACAGGAAGACUUCUCGCCGAGGAGUACAUAUUGGGAAGUAACCUCGAGGUCCGGGUCGUGGUAGGGGUGAACCUCGAGUACGAAAAGACCAAGAGGGCCGUCUUUUCCGUCUGGCGGGCAAAGCAGCGAGAGGACGAAGUUUGGGUCGUCGAGACCGUCGUCAGAAACCGAACAUUCCGCAAUGACGACGACAAAUCAACCACGGACAACCAGACGCUCGGCCUGCGGUUACGCCUGGAGGACUUUGCGGAUGAAAAGACAUGCCAACGUUUCAAGGCCAAGGACAAGUCGUUCAAGGACAGAGACAUUUUUGUGUCGUGCGACGAGAUGUACGGGUAUCUGGAAAGGGCGGAGCCAAUGGAUGAGACAGCCGCAAAAGCACAAUAG